Messenger RNA from Salarias fasciatus (jewelled blenny), 1843 nucleotides. RefSeq names its product Rho GDP dissociation inhibitor (GDI) alpha (gene arhgdia). The transcript is spliced from 6 exons. The record is from RefSeq and is a predicted model, not a curated record. Gene Ontology annotation, molecular function: protein binding; Rho GDP-dissociation inhibitor activity. NCBI's taxonomy places the organism in Eukaryota, Metazoa, Chordata, Actinopteri, Blenniiformes, Blenniidae. Gene Ontology annotation, cellular component: cytoplasm; membrane; cytosol. Bases 153 to 773 code for a protein of 206 amino acids. Gene Ontology annotation, biological process: Rho protein signal transduction.
UGAGUGGUGCUUUUAUUGUGAAGAGGCGUUGCGGAAGUUGAUCUUGCGGAUGUUUGUUAGCUUUGCUUCGCUUCCUUAGAUUUUCCUCCACAGCUUCACCCCUUUCAUUCACUAGAGACUGUCCCACUCAGCGAGCAGGAAAAAAGCACAUCAUGGCAGAGCAGGAGCCCACACCGGAGCAGCUGGCGGCGCUGGCAGCAGAGAAUGACGACAGCGAGACCCAAGUCAACUACAAACCCCCCGCCCAGAAGAGCUUACAGGAGAUUCAGGAGCUGGACAAGGACGACGAGAGCCUGCAGAAGUACAAGGAGGCGCUGCUGGGAAAAACCGCUGAAGUGGUUACUGAUCCCAACGCUCCCAACGUGCAAGUGACACGAAUGACUCUCGUAUGCGAGACGGCCCCGCAGCCUCUGGUCCUCGAUCUGCAGGGAGAUCUUGAGAACUUCAAGAAGAAUCCAUUCGUGCUGAAGGAGGGAGUCGAAUACAAAAUGAAGAUCAGCUUCAAGGUCAACAAGGAAAUCGUGUCGGGCCUGAAGUACACCCAACAAACUUUCAGGAAAGGAGUUAAAGUUGACAAGUCAGACUACAUGGUUGGCAGCUAUGGGCCCAGACCAUCCCAGGAAUACGACUUCCUCACCUCCAUAGAGGAAGCCCCGAAAGGGAUGCUUGCCCGCGGCACCUACAACAUCAAGUCCAAGUUCACCGACGACGACAAACACGAUCAUCUCUCCUGGGAGUGGUCCCUGACGAUCAAAAAAGAUUGGAAAGACUGAUUAGGCCCCGCGCUCGCUCGCUCUACCGUCACUGUCCUCCCCUGCUCUGUCCCUUGCUUUCCUUUUCUUGCUGUCAUUCCAUGAUCUGUGUCUGGAUUCUGUGCCGCGCGAGGUUUUGCUGUCUCCGUCCAUCAGCCGCUCUCCAACAGUUUCACCGUCUGCUUCUAAAGACCAAUCAUGGCAUCAAUAAUGCUGCAUCGGUUUCUUUCUGAUUAGUAUUAAAUCUUUAAAAAAAAAAAAAAAAAAAUGGAGAAGGCAAAUACCGUGCACAAUCCAGAUUUUUAGUGACAGUUUGUUUAUAAGAAAAAAAAAAUUGGGCAAAAAAAUGUUUCCCAAGAACAAAAAAAAAAAAACCAUGAACUGUCUGAUUCCUUCUUCCUCAUGCUGUUUUCUCUUCUUCCCCCUCCUUCACUCUUUACCCCUCAGAUUGUUUUGUACGAUUGCCAUGAUCUGCCUUGGGAAAGAAAAAAAAAAAAAAAGAUGUACAGGAAGCGGGUGGUGCUGUAUGUACAUGGUCGCUGCACAGUCGCUGAGCAAUCACUGCUGGACACAACUUCUGGACUCGGCCCUCCUAAAGCCUUUGAGCAGAUUAUUAGUGCUCGGGUCUUGUUAAAUUAUUUGGAAUUCAGGUCACCUCUUUCUAGAUAGUUUAGCACCCACGGCGCUCCGCUCAGAGAACACAGGAAACGUAUUACCUCUAACUCUUCGGAACCCGAUUCUGUAGCUGUGGCCGUUCCUCUCCUGAUCAGGGUAUUUAGUUGUUUUAUUUUUUAGCAGCCAUGUGGCCUUAACACCAACGGUUUGGAAGAAAUAGAAAAUCUAGUUCGACCAUUUGCCUUCAGAUUAAAUUUGCCAGGUCAUCAUGUGAACGUCGUUGAAUAAAACCUGUAAUGCAUGCACAGGGGAAUGGGACUUUAAUUGUCUUUAUUUUGCAAUCGGUUUGUAGAAUCCAUCACAACGAGGAGCUAAAGUGUAGUUUUAAUGCACUGAAACUGUAAGUCAAAGGGUCCCGGUGGGGCUUUGUGUCAUUCGGUGUCCUCUCCCGUCUGCGAGGGUUAAAAAAAAAUAAA